Messenger RNA from Uncinocarpus reesii 1704, 3207 nucleotides. RefSeq lists its product as uncharacterized. Gene Ontology annotation, molecular function: phosphatidylinositol-4,5-bisphosphate 5-phosphatase activity. The coding region runs from base 1 to 3207 and encodes 1068 amino acids. The transcript has a single exon. The record is from RefSeq and is a predicted model, not a curated record. NCBI's taxonomy places the organism in Eukaryota, Fungi, Ascomycota, Eurotiomycetes, Onygenales, Onygenaceae. Gene Ontology annotation, biological process: phosphatidylinositol dephosphorylation.
AUGUCAAUCCAUGAAACCACUACGCCGUCCGAUCUUCGUGACGCCCCAGGCGCAUUCCCGGACCAACAGGACGACAGAGAAGAUGCUCAGGUAGCAUCCGAUUUCAACUCGCUGUCUCGAGCGGUAUACGCUAGAAGAGCCGAAUACGUUCGCCGCAAAACAGUACGAGUCAGAAUUGGGUCUUGGAAUGUGGCAGCGCUUCCCGGCACCGAGGAAGACUUGGCGAAAUGGUUUAUGAAACCUGCUAGAGGAAAGGAAAAUAACCAUAAGGGCCAUAAAUCGCAUAGAUCCGAGAGUGGCAUUGAUGAUAAAAGGGAGGGAGCGGAUUGCAAGCAGCAAGAUGACGAGUCACUCGUUGCCGAAGAUGAGAGUAUCGACAUCUACGUUCUCGGCUUGCAGGAAAUCGUCGAUGUCAACUCUCCAGCCGAGACUCUGAGGCCAUAUGUAGACCCGGCGCCUUCAACUCGGUGGAAAGAAGCUGUUCAAAAUGCGCUCCCCGACAGAUAUACACUCGUAUCCUCGCAGCAACUUACAGGCCUGCUACUCUUGGUCUAUGCUUCCCAGUCAACCGCUCGAACUAUAUCGUCCGUCAGCUCCUUAGGCAUUGGGACUGGCUUGAUGGGGUAUAUGGGCAACAAAGGAGCAGUUGCAACACGGAUAGUUAUCGGCGGGAUAACGCGUAUCGUUUUCGUUAAUUGUCACCUGGCUGCCGGAGCAGACAAAGCGAGCUUGGAUAGACGAAAUUGGGAUGCUUCACAAGUCGUGAUGCGUGCGAAAUUUGAUCCAAUUGACGAAGGGGAUGAUUUGGACCACACGUCUAACCAGACCCUGGGGGAAGAAGAUUUCGCCUUUUGGUUUGGCGACCUAAACUAUCGCUUGGACGACAUACCCGGCGAUGACGUCCGGCGGCUUCUGCAUUUACAUACGGAAAAUGAUUUUGGACCAUUGCCCAAGCCUGCGACCCGGAAUAAUGAGGAUAGAGGGUCCCAAACAUCUAACCGUUCGUCUAUGGAGGAGGGCCCUCCAUGCGAAAGCCCAGGCGAGGCAAUUUCAAUGGUAGAUAAUGACCUUGAACUUGAUCAGGAUCCUGCUUCGCUAGAGACCACCCUUACAUCGCUUCUUCCCCAUGAUCAGCUUCAUGCUCAACAAAGAAAACGAAAUGCGUUUUAUGAAGGCUGGAGAGAAGCGGAGAUAACAUUUCUACCUACGUACAAAUAUGACAUUGGACGUAUCGGGAAAUUUGAUUCAAGUGAGAAACAGCGCAGCCCAAGUUGGUGCGAUCGAAUACUCUAUCGAACUAGACAAGAUUAUCUAGAAUACAAAAGACGUACCAAAGAAGCGGAGGACGUGAGAAAAAGAGACGAUGAAAUGAAAUCACUUGGUUUGGAUCAAGAGGCAGAAGAUGCUAGCGUAUUAUUCGAUUAUGACCCAGAAUUUGAUGGCGCUUAUGAUGAAAACGAGGACGCAGAUGACAAUGCGUUUACGGAUCCCCCCUCAAUUGGGGAAUAUGAAGACUUACUAAGUGUGUCCUGCUACACGUCACAUCAGGGUAUUGUUUCGUCGGAUCAUAAACCCUUACACGCCGAUUUCAUCCUGACAUACGACUCUGUGAUCCAGGAGCUAAAGGCAAAGGUACAUCAGGAGGUUGCUAGGGAGUUAGAUAAAGCUGAGAAUGAGGCACGGCCAGAUAUCACGGUCGUGGUCGAUGUGCCGGUUGAAAAGGCGGGAGAUACCCAACAAGCUAGCAAUGGUACCACAGACAGAGACACCGUCAACUUUGGACAAAUCCGUUACGAUGUACCAGUAUCACGGAGUUUAACAUUAGCGAAUACUGGCAGUGUACCAGCUACGUUCUCGUUCCAGUAUAGACCUGUUGCUGCUGAUGAAGAAUCUCGCGUUUCCCCCCCUUGGCUUCAUCUUCGAGUAGAUUGGCCUGCGAAUGGAGAUACACAAGCACCGAAUACGCACAAGGAAUACACACUGCCUCCUGGUGAAUCCGCACACGUUCACCUUGUUCUUUGUAUCUUUGAUAUGGAUUUUGUCCGCGAAUUGAAUACUGGCAAAGCUAAGGUUGACGAUGUGCUGGUCCUACGGAUUUCUAAUGGCCGGGAUCACUUCCUUUCAGUCCGUGGACAGUGGCUACUAUCCUGUUUUGGGCUGUCGUUGGAAGAAUUCACCCGAAUCCCUGAAGGGGGAAUCAGAAGGCUGGAAAUUUCCAGCUUUAUGCCCUAUUUAUCUGGGAGUGAACGAAAUGAUAACGUCCGAACAUCCGCUCCACGUGAGCUGUUUCGACUAACCGAAGCGUUAGCUGAACUCGUGGAACGCUCACUAGCCGAAUGGGACAUGGUGGGUAAUAGUGAUGAACCAGACGAAGAUGCCCGUCCCUGGGCCUCUGAGCGAGCCGGUUGGCCAUUCGAUUCCGAAACCUGGUCCCUAAAGAACAGCCGGGAGCGGUAUAAACUCCUUGGCCUGAUUCGCGAAGCGCUUGACACUAGUACUCCAUUCUUUGCUCAUUUCCCACCCGAAAUCCCUUCAAGACACCGGGCGGAGCUCCUCUCCGAAACUCUUAUAUCCUUUCUACGCUCUCUACACGAUGGGGUGAUAACGAAGGCGCUCUGGAGCGAGUUAGAAAGCCAAAUUCCUCUUCACGAGAAACCAAGACCCGCGCCUCUAAUCACGGAGCAAGCUCAGUCCCGGGUCCUGGAAGCCAUCUCAACAUCACCGGCUCACAGCGUCUCAUUCACAUUUCUUACAUUCAUGCUUAACCGCAUUGCCGGCGAAGUUGCACCGCUGGGAACAAGUACUACCUCAAUGCCAUUGUCCCCAGCCACACCCUCAGUGGCUUCCCACGGCCGCGCUUCUACAGACCUCUCAGAACCUUCCAGUCCUUCAGUGUCCACCUCGACUCGUUCAUCGAUCACGUUCCCCUUCCGGUUCAAGUCGCGAAGUCGCACGCUAUCAAGCAGUGACGGCAACGAUGCACCAAUGAUCAAUUCGAGGCCGCCAACUAGUAAUGCACCAAGUAAUGCACACACCGCUACUUUGGCAAGGCGUCAGGCUGUUUACAAGGCUUUUGUGGGCAUAUUCGUUGACGUUAUUUUCUCGAAGGAUAUUGCUGUACCGGAGAAAGACAAGGAGAAACGGGCUUUUGAAGAGAGGAAGAGAUCUAUUUUAGAACCGUUUUUGAGAAGUGAUGGGGAUUCCUGA